UCUUCGACUAUGGUCUAGUAGAAUAUACCUACAUAAAAAUGAUAAUCAGGAUUUUUUGGUUUGUUUGAAAAUUCUUAAACGAAUUUUACUAUGCUAUGGAAACUCCUUACGCAGUUUUUUAUAUUGUAACGAUAAACCAUAAGUUGCUAUUUUCAUUAUAAUGAUGUUAAGUGACGACACUUAUGUGGAAGUCCUUGAAAUUUUUUUGUAGUUAUAUAAUAGUCGACCAACGUAGACGUUUUUGUACAAAAUAUUGUUCAUAAUUUAUAAAUUUGUAUUACAAUUUAAAAAAACAAAAAAAUUGUUUAAAACAUUAAAAUGAAGGGUACAAAUAUUUCUAAAGAACAGCAUCCUAAAGAUAAAACUAACUUUAUGGCUCAUUUCUUCUUUCUUUGGGAGAUACCAAUUGUGAUCCAGUAUCUAAGGCAGAAGAUUACAGAUGACUGUUUCAACGUUCCUUUAAAAAAACACGAAGCAGCUGUUUUGGGUGCAAAAUUUGAAGAAAUAUGGAUAUCCGAAGAAAGCCAGAAACGUCCUUCUUUAAUACGAGCACUAGGGAAAACGUUUGGAAUGAGAUAUAUUUUGUAUGGAAUUUUGUAUUUCUGCAUUGAUCUGGUUAUUUAUUUAGGACAACCAUUUCAUCUGAACAAGUUGCUUCACUGUUAUGAUCCAGACCAAACUGCUACCGCAAAGGAUGUACUUUAUCACGGCGUCAUAAUUAUUUUGAUUUCAUUUCUCGGUGUGGUAAUAAUACACUUCUUUUUCCUUGAAUUUGCCACAAUCGGUCUAGAAAUGAGAAUUGCCUGUACUUCCCUGAUAUACAGAAAAUUGUUACAAAGUAAAAAAUCUACACUUGAAAAAAUGACCCACGGACGACUUGUUAAUCUUUUAUCGAAUCACGUUGAAAAAUUUGAUCGGACAGCAAUAUAUUUCCAUUUCAUCUGGAUGGGGUGUCUAAAAGCUAUGGCAAUGAUAAUCUUCAUAUGUGUACAUUUUGAUUACAUAACCACUACUGCAAUUGGAUUAUUUAUUAUAGCUUUCUUAUUUCAAACUUAUAUUACUAGAAGAAAUUUUAACAAUCGUAAUUUCAUUGUGCAGAAAACUGAUUCUAGGAUUCGUUUGCUAAAUGAAAUCAUUUGUGGAAUUCGAGCAAUUAAAUUGUACGUAUGGGAGAAUGUAUUUGCAAAAUGGAUGUACACAGCCAGAAAGCAAGAGCUCGAUGCAAUUUCAAAAGCAAAUUUUCUUCGUUUGACAGUUUGGACUUUCACCGUAUAUGUGCAAAAAAUUGCCCUUUACAUUUGCGUUUUAAUUAAAACAUUAUUGGGCUUCCAGAUAUCAGCUGCAUAUGUUUUUACCGUCGCCAAUAUCACUGAAUUAACAAGAACAACGUUACAUAUUUUAAGCAGCUCACUUAUUUUUACGACAGAAGGCAUAGUUUCACUUAAGCAAAUAGAAGAAUUUUUACUUUCUAAUACAUACAAAAAACGACAACAAGAACCACCUGUAACUUUUAGCUGCAUACUUGAAAACGUAUUUCUUGAAAACUGUUUAUACAAUGUCUGUUUGAAUAUAGCACCAAAGGAGUUAUUAGGUCUUACCGGAGUGUGUGGAAGUGGUAAAACUUCUCUACUAAAAACUAUACUUGGAGAAGUUGAAGUCAAAGGAACCAUUUUUUGUCAAGGAACAAUUUCUUACGCUCCACAAGAACCAUGGAUCUUUUCCGGUUCUCUCGAGGAAAAUGUUUUAUUUGGAGAGAAAUUCGAUAAAGAGAGGUAUACGAAAGUAAUUCAAGUUUGUGCUUUAGAACACGAUUUAUCUCUUUUACCAAACGGUGAAAACACCUUAGUUGGAGAACGAGGUGUAAUGUUAAGCGGGGGCCAAAGAGCUAGAAUAGGUCUAGCACGAGCUGUUUAUAGAAAUGCAGAUUUGUAUCUUCUUGAUGAUUCUUUAUCAGCUGUGGAUAACUUAGUUGCAACUCACAUUUUCAAUAACUGUAUAAGAAACUUUUUGAGUGACAAAAGCAUUAUUUUUGUAACUACUCAAACCAGUUUCUUGAAACAGGUAGAUAGAGUGUGUCUUUUGUCAGAAGGAAAAGUUGAAGCCCUUGGACAUUACAACGAAGUUGAAGACUUGGUUGAUAAAAGUGUGAAAGAAAUAGCACAACCAGUUAUUCAAAGUAAUGACACAUUAUUAGAGAUAAAAGAAAAUAUUGGUAAUACCAAUACAAGUCCUUACAAAAGUUAUUUCAAAGCGGGAGGUUUCACGCGUACUAUUUUACUAUUUUUAUUUUUUGUUUUUGUGCAAGUACAGGUAAAUUCAAUGGAUUGUUUGUUAGCCUUUUGGAUUAAUUUAAAAGAGAGUACAUUCAGAUUAAAUACCAAAAUUUUCUUGUUCACUUGUGGUGCAAUUUCGAUCAGUGUAGUGGUAUCCACUCAUUUAAGUUCUUAUGCCCUUACAAAAUACUGCAAAAGAGCUUCAAGAUGUUUACACAACGCACUAUUUGAAAAGUUACUCAAAGGUUCUAUGACUUUUUUCAAUAAUCAUUCUUCGGGGAGAAUUCUCAAUAGAUUUUCGACCGAUGUUGGAACAGUUGACGAAAUUGUUCCUCUAAGUUUAGGAGAAAUGAUAAGAAAAUUUUUAUACAUUCUUGGCUGUUAUAUCAUUAUCAUCUAUGUUAAUUUCUGGAUGGUAAUCCCGACUAUAAUAUUUAUUUCUCUUGUUGCACUUUACGUCUUGUUAUUUUAUCCUGUUAUAAGUCGAGUCAAACAUUUUGAAGGAUUGAAAAGAAGUCCAAUCAUCACACAGUUAUCAGCUUCAAUCCAAGGUCUGGAAAUUAUCAGAGCAGCCAAAGCCCAAACAUUUCUACAAAAUAAAUUUGACGAAAUACAAAAUCUGCACAGUGCCGCCUUUUACAUGCAUAAAGCUCUAUAUUUUACAUUUUGUUUUUGGACUGACUUUACUCAAUUUUUAUACACUGCUGUAGUAAUAUGCUUUUUCGUACUGUACGGUAACGAAAUGAUUGUAGGAAACGUUGGCUUGGCAAUAACGCAGUCACUAAUAUUUAUUGGAUUGACACAGUAUAUUCUAAAAAUGUGGGCAAAUUUAAAUUCGGAGAUGGUUUCAGUGCAACGUAUUGUCGAGUAUUCUGACUUAGCUUUAGAAGCAGAUGAAGGAUUUUUAACACCGCCGGGGGUGUGGCCAGAGAAAGGAAAUAUUCAAUUUAAUUCGGUUUCAAUGAGAUAUUCUUCAAAUGCGCCGUUGGUCAUCAAAAACAUUAACCUUCAUGUAGAAGGUGGCUCGAAAAUUGGAAUUGUUGGAAGGACCGGUUCUGGCAAAUCGUCUCUAAUUUCAAUCCUAUUUCGUUUAUUUCCGUUCGAAGGUAGUAUCCGCAUUGACGGAAUUGAUACGAAAUUCUUACCUCUAAACAUCCUACGUUCCAAUAUUGCCAUCAUUCCUCAAGAACCGAUUUUAUUCUGCGGUUCAAUCCGAAAAAAUUUAGACCCUUUUAAUGAGUUUGACGAUCCCCAGUUGUGGUCAGCUUUGGAAGAAGUACAACUAAAAAAUGUUGUUCGAAAUCUCGACUCCGAGAUUAAUUUGAGUGUUGGUCAAAAGCAACUGCUUUGUCUAGCACGUGCAGUGUUAAAGAAGUCGAAAAUUAUUGCUCUUGAUGAAGCUACAUCUAGUGUUGAUGUUGAAACUGAUCAUUUGAUUCAGUCGACGAUUAGGAGAAGAUUUCAGGAUUCCACCGUACUAACGAUUGCUCAUCGACUGGAUACUGUUAUGGAUUGUGAUAGAAUUUUGGUUUUGGAGUCUGGAAGAAUGGUGGAGUAUGGAAAAACGGAAGAGCUACUAAAAAAUUCGGAGGGAUACUUCUACAAAUACGUUCAUGCUAGUUGAUUGAUUACUUGUUGACGUUUAACACAAAAAAACUGGUGAAAAAGUCAUGGUGUAAUAAGAAUAAAUGAUCUAAAUUUGUGCAAAAGUUUAGAAUUAAAUUUUUUGCAUGCCCCAGUUACUAAGUUACUAUCAUCAAAAAAAUUUAAGUUAAAAAUGUUUUGUUAAUUAAUAAUUCUUGAAAUAUGAGCAUUUGCUAGAGUUUCUUAGUAUCGCCCACCAUUGUUUCUCGAUCUUCGACAGUUUGCGUGUACUUAUGAGUACAAUAUUAGUGUCUGAUUACGUCCCUGUUUUAAAUGUAUCACAGUAAAUAUAGUCACUCAAGUAUUUUUAAACGUUGACGUUGACGCUCAGUCAAAUC
Molecule: messenger RNA, 4255 nt
Organism: Tribolium castaneum (red flour beetle)
Lineage: Eukaryota; Metazoa; Arthropoda; Insecta; Coleoptera; Tenebrionidae
Product: ATP-binding cassette sub-family C member 4
Exons: 7
Coding region: 319-3897 (1192 amino acids)
Biological process (GO): transmembrane transport
Cellular component (GO): membrane
Molecular function (GO): ATP binding; ABC-type transporter activity; ATP hydrolysis activity
Source: RefSeq, a predicted model, not a curated record